Messenger RNA from Solanum tuberosum (potato), 1023 nucleotides. RefSeq lists its product as uncharacterized. The transcript has a single exon. The record is from RefSeq and is a predicted model, not a curated record. The coding region runs from base 1 to 1023 and encodes 340 amino acids. Lineage: Eukaryota; Viridiplantae; Streptophyta; Magnoliopsida; Solanales; Solanaceae.
AUGGAUCAAACUACAAAUCAAAUUCCAGUUCUAAUUCAGGCUCCACAAGCCAUUGAUUUCAGUGACCUCUUAUACAUUCAUCCAUCGGAGAAUGUCGGAUCUACAAUCACUCUGGUACCUUUUAAUGGAACAGGAUAUAGAUCCUGGAGGUGUAGUGUCCUUCGAGCCCUCUCUGUAAAAAAUAAAGUGGGAUUCAUCAACAGAAAAGUUCAAAAACCAGAUCCAAAUUCAUCCACAUUUGCCCAAUGGGAACGCUGCGAUGAUAUGGUGACUUCAUGGAUACUCAAUUCAUUGUCAAAGGACUUAGCUGAUAGCUUGCAGUAUGUUAACAAUGCGAAGGAAUUGUGGGAGGAAUUAGCCGAUCGAUACGACCAAACAAAUGGUGCAAAGCUAUUUCAGCUUCAACAAGAGAUAAAUGACCUCGUGCAAGGAAAUUUGGAUAUCACAGGAUACUACACCAGACUCAAACAACUUUGGGAAGAACUCUCUACUCUGGAUGCUAACACUCAGUGUACUUGUCUGUGCAACUGUGGUGGUAAGAUUAAAAUGCACAAGGCAGAGAAAGAUCGUAGGCUCAUUCAAUUCCUAAUGGGACUAAACGAGGUGUACACUGUGAUGCGAGGCAACAUUCUAAUGAUGAAUCCACUACCAUAUAUGGCACAUGCUUUCUCCAUUCUAGUUCAAGAGGAAAAACAAAGAGAGGUCAAGCCAUCCACUCGUAUGAGUUUGGCUUCAACCUCUUUCAAUGCUUCCACAUCUCUUGUCGCUGCUUUUGGGAGUAACAAUUUCAAGACAAACUACUCCCAAAAUAGACACACAAACCAAUUUCAAAACUACAACAGGAACAACACCUAUCCAAUUCCGGAUGUUAACAAAACCAACUUGUUUUGUGACUAUUGUAAGAAAAUUGGUCAUAUAGAAGCAAAAUGCUAUAGAAAACAUGGUUUUCCACCAAACUUCAAGUUCACUAAGGGCAGGAACUCAGGAUCAGCAGCUAUUGCACACUCGAACUGUGAGAUGUAG